GAAUCCUCUCUCUCUUUCUCUCCGAUCUCUGUUCACAAUCUUCGGAAACUCCAUUCCGCUUUGUUUUUGAAAGAAAAGAUGAGAAAGGAGGAGACGGUGAAGCUGAUAAGUGCGGAGGGAUUUGAAUUUGUGAUAGAUAAGAAAGCAGCGAUGGUCUCUCAUACCAUCCGCAACAUGCUCACCUCUCCAGGGAGCUUUUCCGAGACACAGCACGGGGAAGUCACGUUUCCGGAAAUCAGCACUACGAUUCUCGAGAAGAUCUGCCAGUAUUUCUACUGGUCCUUGCAAUUUGCUAGUGGCAAAGAGACUGAGUUCCACAUUGAACCUGAAAUGACUUUAGAGUUGAUGAUGGCUGCCAAUUACCUUCACACUUGAGAGACGUACCAGUUCUUAGUGCUUCGUGGGCAGCAUCUUGCUAAGCACCGGAUGCCAAAUGAUGAAAAGCUCAAGCACAACACCAUGACAUUUGGUUUUGAUUUGACUUGUCUGCUCUCUCUGCUAUGCCACAAUUGUAUCAGUUUGGCCUUCUUUGAUGUGGUUACUCAUAGACAUCGUACAAUAAAGGGGACUAAUGUAGACAACUGACUGCAUAUUUCUAUGAAUGUAACAUGUUCUAGCUUUGCGAAAUCAAUGGCUAGACUUCUCUUGUUUCA
Molecule: messenger RNA, 653 nt
Organism: Magnolia sinica
Lineage: Eukaryota; Viridiplantae; Streptophyta; Magnoliopsida; Magnoliales; Magnoliaceae
Exons: 4
Coding region: 79-375 (98 amino acids)
Biological process (GO): ubiquitin-dependent protein catabolic process
Cellular component (GO): elongin complex
Molecular function (GO): protein-macromolecule adaptor activity
Source: RefSeq, a predicted model, not a curated record